Messenger RNA from Centrocercus urophasianus (Greater sage-grouse), 6184 nucleotides. It is a transcript of the gene IPO8, whose product is annotated as importin 8. Bases 103 to 3051 code for a protein of 982 amino acids. The transcript is spliced from 24 exons. The record is from RefSeq and is a predicted model, not a curated record. Gene Ontology annotation, molecular function: small GTPase binding. Gene Ontology annotation, biological process: protein import into nucleus. Gene Ontology annotation, cellular component: nuclear envelope; cytosol. NCBI's taxonomy places the organism in Eukaryota, Metazoa, Chordata, Aves, Galliformes, Phasianidae.
UCCUAUAAAAUCAUCAAUUUUGCUCCAAGUCUACUGCAAAUCAUAGUAUCAGAUCAAGUUGAGUUUCCAGUGCGUCAAGCAGCUGCCAUCUACCUGAAGAACAUGGUGACGCAGUACUGGCCAGACCGUGAACCACCUCCUGGAGAAGCAGUAUUUCCUUUCAACAUUCAUGAGAACGAUCGGCAGCAGAUUCGUGAUAACAUUGUAGAAGGAAUAAUUCGCUCUCCUGACUUAGUGAGAGCCCAGCUGACAAUGUGCCUGCGUGCUAUCAUUAAGCAUGACUUUCCUGGCCAUUGGACAGCGGUCGUUGACAAGAUAGGCUACUACUUGCAGUCUCAAAACAGUGGCAGCUGGCUUGGGAGCCUUCUGUGCCUGUAUCAGCUGGUGAAGACUUAUGAAUACAAGAAAGCAGAGGAGCGAGAUCCUCUGAUAGCAGCAAUGCAGAUAUUUUUGCCUCGUAUUCAGCAGCAAAUGAUCCAGCUUCUGCCUGAUAAUUCCCAUUACUCUGUGCUUCUUCAGAAACAAAUUUUAAAAAUCUUCUAUGCUCUUGUUCAGUAUGCAUUGCCACUCCAGUUGGUGAAUAACCAGACUAUGACUCAGUGGAUGGAGAUCUUCCGUACCAUCAUUGACAGGAAUGUACCUCCUGAGACUUUACAAAUCGAUGAAGAUGACAGACCAGAGCUGGUGUGGUGGAAAUGCAAGAAAUGGGCUUUACAUAUCGUAGCUCGUCUUUUUGAACGGUAUGGAAGUCCAGGAAAUGUAACUAAAGAAUACUUUGAAUUCUCAGAGUUUUUUCUAAAAACAUAUGCUGUGGGCAUACAACAAGUUCUGUUAAGAAUCUUAGACCAAUACAGACAGAAGGACUAUGUUGCACCACGUGUUCUUCAGCAAACGUUAAAUUACCUGAACCAAGGGGUCAUUCACUCUGUAACGUGGAAGCAAAUGAAGCCACACAUACAGAGUAUAACAGAAGAAGUGAUAUUCUCCCUGAUGUGCUACAAAGACGAGGACGAAGAGCUGUGGCAAGAAGAUCCGUAUGAAUAUAUCCGCAUGAAAUUUGAUGUAUUUGAGGAUUAUGCCUCCACAACAACAGCGGCACAGAAUCUCCUUUAUACAGCAGCAAAGAAGAGAAAAGAGGUAUUGCCAAAAAUGAUGGCAUAUUGCUACCAGAUUCUGACAGAACCAAACAUUGAUCCGAGGAAGAAAGAUGGAGCUUUGCAUGUGAUAGGAUCCUUAGCAGAUAUUUUACUGAAAAAGAGUGUAUUCAAGGAUCAAAUGGAGCUGAUGUUACAGAAUCAUGUAUUUCCACUGUUCAUGUCUAACCUGGGUUACCUCAGAGCUAGAUCCUGUUGGGUACUUCAUUCAUUCAGUGCUUUGAAUUUUCACAAUGAGCUGAACUUGAGGAAUGCAGUAGAGCUGGCAAAGAAGAGCCUGAUUGAUGAUAAAGAAAUGCCUGUCAAGGUAGAAGCUGCCAUAGCUCUUCAGAUGUUAAUAAGCCACCAGGAGCAAGCUAAGGAAUACGUGAAGCCAUAUGUAAGACCAGUUAUGCAAGAGCUCUUGCACAUUGUUAGAGAGACAGAAAAUGAUGAUCUUACAAAUGUAAUCCAGAAGAUGAUCUGUGAGUACAGUCAGGAAGUAGCUACCAUCGCUGUUGACAUGACACAACACCUGGCUGAAAUAUUUGGUAAAGUACUUCAGAGUGAGGAAUAUGAGGAAGUAGAGGACAAAACAGUUAUGGCCAUGGGUAUCUUGCACACUAUUGACACUAUCCUAACAGUUGUGGAAGAUCACAAGGAGAUAACUCAACAGCUGGAGAGCAUUUGUUUGCAGAUCAUCGGCCUUGUUUUGCAGAAGCACGUUAUAGAGUUUUACGAAGAAAUUCUUUCCUUGGCAUACAGCUUGACGUGCCAGAUGAUUUCACCUCAAAUGUGGCAGCUUUUAGGUGUUCUCUAUGAGGUUUUCCAGCAGGAUUGCUUUGAAUACUUUGCAGAUAUGAUGCCUCUCUUGCAUAAUUACGUGACCAUUGACACUGAUACUUUACUGUCUAAUCCAAAGCAUUUAGAAAUCAUUUACGCUAUGUGUAAAAAGGUAUUGACAGGAGAUGCAGGAGAAGAUGCAGAGUGCCAUGCAGCCAAGCUCCUAGAAGUAAUUGUUCUUCAGUGCAAAGGACGGGGUAUUGACCAGUGCAUUCCGCUCUUUGUGGAGGCCGUUCUGGAGCGGUUGACAAGAGGAGUUAAAACAAGCGAGCUUCGUACCAUGUGUCUUCAGGUUGCCAUAGCUGCACUCUAUUACAAUCCUGACCUACUUUUGCACACCUUAGAGAACAUCAGAUUUCCACACAACCCUGAGCCCAUCACUGCACAGUUCAUAAACCAGUGGAUGAAUGACACAGACUGUUUUCUUGGACUCCAUGACAGAAAGAUGUGUAUAAUAGGGCUGAGCAUCCUAAUGGAGUUACAGAACCGACCACCUGCAGUGGAUGCUGUGGCUGCUCAGAUUGUCCCUUCAAUCCUCCUCCUCUUCUUGGGCUUGAAACAAGUUUGCGCCUCGCGAGAACUCACAGAACACGAGGAUCAUGCUAAAGAUGAUAAACACGUUGCAGAAGAUAAUGAAGAGAUACCAAGUGAUGAGGAGGAGACAAAUGAAGUGAGCCAGGCAAUGCAAGAGAACCAUGGUGGAGGUGGAGACGAACAUGGAGAAGAAGAGGAUGACGAUGAUGAUGAUGAUGACUGGGAUGAAGAUGCCUUGGAAGAGACUGCUCUUGAAGGGUUCAGCACACCUCUUGACCUUGAAAAUGGUGUUGAUGAAUACCAGUUUUUCACACAAGCACUUUUAGCGGUGCAGAGCCGAGAUGCUGCCUGGUACCAUUUGCUGACAGCACCACUGAGUGAGGAUCAGAAGAAACAGCUGCAGGAAAUUUAUACAUUAGCAGAGCACCGGCGAAAUGCUGCAGAGACUAAGACAAUAGAACAGCAAAGUGGCUACACAUUUGACAACAAAGGACUGGUCAUAGCAUUUAACUUUGCUGGAAGUACUCCCGGUGGAAACUGAAGGAUCAACUACGAAGGUCAAUGAGAAGGGUUUCAUCAUUACAUUUUUCUUAAACUCAUCAUGACUUCUGAGUGAUAGGGGAGGGUAAUUUAAUGCUGCCGAAGGUUUUCUGAAAUAUAGCAGUGUGCUUCCCCCACCAGAAUGCUUUUUCUAACCGGCUACUGUAAUUUACAAAUUCUUGUGGUGUUUUUAUAAUUUGAAGGACUGAAAAGGAAACAUUUGUCCUCAAGGAACCUGAAUGACUGGGAGGGGCCAGGCUGCAUCUAAUUGAGUUGCACUUCUCAGGUUUUUUGCUGUGCAGAAUUGAUAGAUUCAUAUGGAUAACAGUGCCUUCUGUUGUACAUGGAUUGCCUGAACAAAUGGAUUUUUGGAGUGCAUUAUAAUUUUUUAAGUGUAAGAACAUUUCUCGAUAACACUGUAAGCCUUGGUUCCAUGUUUUGCUGUCAUCUGCUUUUUACUACACCAUUUAACUGUUUGUUGGUUGUAUACCUGUUGCUGAAUUCAGAAUACGAUCUCUUCCCAGUUUGGUGCAGGCCAGAUGUGAAUAGGGAAGUGUCUGCUGGAGUUGGAGAGCAUACACUGGUUGUGUCAGAGUGUCUUAACAAAAUUGCAGAUUUUCCCUUGAUGUAGUAGUCUUAAAUUAUUUCUCUUAGCUAUGGAAUCAACUCACUUGAGUUACGAUGGCACGUGUGGCAGUUGGCUAUUCUAAAUCUACACUGACGUUACCUCCUGCCUGCACGAGUGGCAUGGCCCUCUCAUGUAGAUGUGCUACAUGACAACUUUUUAUUUCCACUCUUUCUGUUGGGUUCCUAUAACCUGAUUUUCUGUUUUUAUUCAUUCAUUACCAUUCCAAUGGUAGUACGGAAUGCAUAAUGUGGUACAAAAUAUUUACAAUAUUUUAUUUAUCUUGAUAGAAGAAAAACAGUUGUGGACUUGCUUUUUACUGUUACACUUCUGUGAUAGAAUUUCUGGUCUGCAUUCCAUUUGGCUGUUCUUUUUCAAUGCUGAAAUUUUGUUAUCAGCCAGAUUAUUUUUUUUCCUGAGUUUCAAAGGCCGGUUUCUCAUAAAUUGAAACAUAUGUAAUAGGUUUUUUCUUUUUUGUGAAUAUGUUAAUUUAGUGAGAAACUUAGCAUUGUGAGAAACUGACAGCAAUACUAGGUUGAGUGGGUACCCCUUCUCUAGCUCUAUUGGGGUCUCAGUGAUGUAGCCAAAAUAAGUUGGGGUGCUUUAGAAUGUGCAGUUUGAAUUGAAGAUAAAACGUUCAGUGCAGAUUUUGUCUCUGUGUUAAUUUCUAUAAGACUUAAACAUAUUUACAGAGCAAUUUUAAGCACACACUUACGAUGUAAUUCUUUAGAGCAUUGACCCAACUGGAAAGCUGUAGCCCUUUCCCAUACACUAUCAGAUUUUUAAAGCUUAUAGAUCAUUACAGAUUGCUGGCCCUGCAGUGUGCUGAAUCUUUUUUAUUUUUUUUUCAAUGUUGAAGUAAUUCUAGUUCAGUCUAAUAGAUCUGAAGCUCUCUGUGCCUUGGCAUCAGGAAAAGGCCAUAGUGAUGCUGCUUUUUCCUUGCCCCUUACUCUGGAAUCUUCUCAGUCUUGAAUUCAUGGCGUAGAAGGUUUCACUCUGUUUUCUUUGCUCCUCCACUUUGGUGUGAGACUUAAUUCUGGUACUGUUCUCUGAUGCUGCUUUUUUUUUCCACAGCAGCUGCAGAGUAAAAGCAUUUCAUGUAGGCUUUUCACUGCUAUUAUUCACUUAAUAGCAACAACGAAAAUUUCCUACUUUUAGGUCUGUUGUACGUAUGGAAAACAGUGAGAACUCCAGGGACUGCAUUUUCAGAAAUGAAAAAUGCAUUGAGCUGCAUUGGACAGGCUCUUGAACAGCAGAGGGCAGGAAGGCCAGGAAAAUCAUGGGUCACUUUUGCUGAUACAGGCCUGGAGGUAUAUUUACUAAAUGACAGGAUGGUGUUGCAUCCACUUUGUUGGUGAGUUUCUCAGAAACUGUGGAAGUUGUUAAAUCUUCACAAUUUUAAGAAACGUUUUUUGGAAGUUGAGGAUAUGAACAACGUCUCUCCUAUCUGAUAACUGAAGUUAAGUAUUAGGUAGGUAAACUGUUUGAGGCCUUUUAUUAUUUUAUUUAAAGAGAUUGUUGAACAGAAUUUCUUUCAAAACCCGAUUCCCUCUUCUACGCUGGCAUGCAGAGUAGAAGGGGGAUUUAUUUUUCUUCUGCUGAUAAGGUUACUUGCACAAUCACAAGUUAAUAGUUAGAAGUUAAUGUAUUCAAGGAAAAAUCUGCUUUUGCAUAGCAUCAUCUCUGUGUCGCUCAGCUGUACUGUGGCAGCUCCCUGGUUCUGCUUCUUGUAUUCUUUUCAAGUCAACUGCCAGGAAAAUUUCAGCCAGAUGUUUCUUAUAAGGGGUUUAAUCAGCUGCAUGGAGUCGGGAAUUUUUGUUGUCCAUUUCGCAGUGGGGGUCAGAGAUAUCUGAGGGGAAGGCAUGUAAAAAGGUUGAAUGCCCUUCCCUUCCCAGGAGAUUCACAAGCAAAUGUUUCUACUGGCAAAAGCAAACGUCAGUUAUUUCAUUUCUUUUCUUGAAAAAGGAUUUCACCCAAAAAGAUUUACUGGGCUCUAGCCUCCACUUUAACAUAUGGUUCUCUUUUAACAUGAUAAAUAUCCGUUUAUACAUGAUCAUAAGUAGGUAGUGGAUUUUAGGGAUUUCUUUCUGAGUUGUGUCCAGCUUUGUACUGCAUUAAAAAGAGAGUGACACAAAUGUGCGUUACUGUCUGACUUUCAAGGCAAGAUAAUCAUGGGACAUCACAUACCAGCGUUGGUCAGCCAAGCAUGAUGGACACUGGAAGCAUAGAGAAUCGUGAACAUAUUGUAAAAUAAAUUAAAAAAGAAAAAAAAGACUGCUGAGAACUGACCAGUGCUGCUCCGUACCCAUGUUCCAAAAGUGUGAAGGUGACUUGUGGACAUCGUGAGGGCUUUACAUAUGAAAUUAGCAUUGUGUUGGUUAUAAUCACAUCAAAUGUUAAUCUAAAUAAUAACUUUCUUUUCCAGAUUAAAUUAACCCAUCCUGGGUAUUGAGUUGCUUACUCUGUUUUGUCACUCUUGAGAGGAAAAUAAGAAUCACCACGUGUUUGA